UUUUGGGACGAGGGCUCCACGUUUCUUCUGGACAUGAUGACCUUCCAUAUGUGGUCUGAUCCAACGACUGAAGUAAAAAAAGAGAGAGCUCCGGGGGACAGCUUUGGGUGUUGGCUAAUGGGGUUGAGCCUCUCUUUUUCCACGUUUCUGUGGUUUUUUCUUUGCGUAUUGUUCCCCUUUAGAACUGUUUCCUUGACUGAUGGGAUCUUUGUGUCGCUGUUUGCCUUCUUUUAUACACAUGAUGAUCGGCUCUGGCAUAUAGCCUCCUUCGAGUUACUAUUGAGGCCAGCCAAGACGCGUUCUGCUUAUUCUUGUGGAGCUGCUUUCCUUCCUUGACAUGAUGAACAGCUCUAUUUUUCAAGGCAUCUUCAGAUCGCCAAUGAAUACAAAGACUGUCUGAUAUUCGGAGG
Gamsiella multidivaricata is the source of this 410-nucleotide messenger RNA. RefSeq lists its product as uncharacterized. Bases 118 to 336 code for a protein of 72 amino acids. The record is from RefSeq and is a predicted model, not a curated record. The transcript is spliced from 2 exons. Lineage: Eukaryota; Fungi; Mortierellomycota; Mortierellomycetes; Mortierellales; Mortierellaceae.